AUGGCAGUUUCUUAUGCAGUGGUGGACAUGAAGCGGUCGGGAUCAGCCGAAACUGAAUCCUGCAAGAAAGAGGAGCUAUCUAAAGCUAAGAGGUAA
Haemonchus placei is the source of this 96-nucleotide messenger RNA. NCBI's taxonomy places the organism in Eukaryota, Metazoa, Nematoda, Chromadorea, Rhabditida, Trichostrongylidae. The record is from the annotation of a GenBank genome assembly.